Pneumocystis carinii B80 is the source of this 1569-nucleotide messenger RNA. RefSeq lists its product as hypothetical. The record is from RefSeq and is a predicted model, not a curated record. NCBI's taxonomy places the organism in Eukaryota, Fungi, Ascomycota, Pneumocystomycetes, Pneumocystales, Pneumocystaceae. Gene Ontology annotation, cellular component: membrane. Gene Ontology annotation, molecular function: magnesium ion transmembrane transporter activity. The transcript is spliced from 10 exons. The coding region runs from base 6 to 1523 and encodes 505 amino acids. Gene Ontology annotation, biological process: magnesium ion transport.
UUUCCAUGAACAAAAAGCUGAUAGGGUUUCUUUUGGCACUUGCAUCAGGGUUUUUUAUUGGAGCAAGUUUUGUUAUUAAAAAAAAAGGACUUUUAGAUACAACUCGUAGUAGGGGAUUAAUAGCAGGACAAGGUCAUGCAUAUCUUAAAAAUGGGAUUUGGUGGAUAGGAAUGAUUAUAAUGAUUAUUGGGGAACUAUGUAAUUUUAUUGCAUAUGCAUUUGCAAGUGCGAUCCUUGUUACACCAUUAGGUGCGAUGAGUAUUGUAGUAUGUUCUAUUGGAUCGAGUAUAUUUUUAAAGGAACGACUUUCAUUUGUGGGAAAAAUUGGAUGUGCAUUUUGUAUAAUUGGAGUAUGUAUGAUUGUGAUAAAUGCACCGGAACAGAAUUCUUUGGAAAGAAUCCAGGAUGUGGCGAAAGAGAUGAUUUCAGCAAUAUUUUUAUCUUAUAUAGCAAUUAUUUUUUCAAUAUGUUUUAUUAUUAUAGUAUGGAUUGGUCCUCGAUGGGGGAAUAAAAGUGUACUAGUAUAUUUAUCUAUAUCUUCACUUGUUGGUGGUAUUACAGUUGUUUGUACCCAGGGUUUUGGUAUGUCUAUUGUUAGUGCAAUUUCAGGUGUUCCUGGUCAAUUUACCCAUUGGUUUUUGUAUUUUCUUGGAGUUUCUAUUAUUGCGAUGAUUAUAAUUGAAAUAAAUUAUUUAAAUAAAGCGUUAAAUAUAUUUAAUACCGCUAUUGUUACCCCCAUUUAUUUUACUUAUUUUACGACUUGUACGAUUGUUUCAACAGCUGUAUUACACCGAGGUUUUCAUGGACCACCUAUUUCAAUUGUAGAUGUAUUUCUUGGUUUUUUGACUAUUAUUGGAGGUAUUAUACUUCUUCAAUUUUCCAUUGGAGCAGAUAAUACAUCAGAUACUGAUAUGUUAUCUACUGAUUUAUCCAACAUUCAAAAAGCAGCUGAUGCCGUUACUGAUGCUGAUGUUUUGGAUCCUGGUCCUGUUGCUAUCAGAGGAACAUUCAGUUUUAGACACAUGGAUCGGAAGUUUAGCGAAACUAGUUCAAAUAAUUUUAUUAGACGUAUUAGCUAUUCCUCUGUCGAAUUUCAAAAAUUCACUUUACAAUCUUCACUUCCUUUGAAAAAUAAUCAUAUAAAUUCUGAAAAUCAUACAGAAAAAAAUAUUCUUUCUCCACAAACUUUACCUGCUAAAAUUAAUGAUUUUGACAAUCUUAAAGAUACCACUCUUUCUUCACAAUUAUCAACACAAAAACUUCUUUCUCAAAAAAAUAAUUAUUCCUCAGAAAAGUCAAACAAUAAAGAUAAUCAUAAUACUUUAUCUAGGCUAAUAUACCUUUCAACUGACGAUUUUUUAUACUUCAUUCACAAAUACUUAUUAUUUAAUCCUCUAAUCUUACAUCAUUACACUUCUUCAAAAAAUUUACAUAAUAAUUUCAAAGACAAAAAAUUCAUACAUAAACAUUCAACUACUUCAAAUACUGAUAACACUCCUUCAUCUUCUUUACAUCUACCAUAACCACUACUUCUAUUUCUUCACUUAUUUAUCACUAUCUUUAUUUAUU